Molecule: messenger RNA, 2025 nt
Organism: Cyclocybe aegerita
Lineage: Eukaryota; Fungi; Basidiomycota; Agaricomycetes; Agaricales; Hemipholiotaceae
Source: the annotation of a GenBank genome assembly
AUGAGUAUGAGUGUUAUGCCUGCUAGUGCUACGCCCCAACCGAGGACGAGGACGAGCGCGAGGACGGACAUGAACGCAGAGGCAGCGGCGGCGGCGGCGGGUGUCUCGCGUUCGGAGCAGAGGAAGCUGCGCUUGCUUGAGAUCGAGGCUGAGCUUGCGCUGGAGGAGGCUGAGGCGCUGAAGAUGACCGAGGAACAACGACGAACGCUCUUCCAGCCGUUCAAGGCUGUGAAAGUCGAGUUUGCGGACCUGGAUGGGCUGCGCUGGACGCAGACGGCGCUGAGGAGGCUUCAGCAGCCACCCAACAAACGCAUCCACCUCUCGCCUGAAGCACAACCUGCCACCCAUCUUCGGCCACGCACCGUCUCGUCGGUGUCUGGUGCCACACGCGGCACGUUCGUCGUCCUCACCAACUCGGACCUCGCGUCGUUCGCGCCAGAGGAGACGAUCCGUGCCCCUUCUCACCCGCGGAAGGCCAGGCCGUCGUUGCCUUCCGUACCUCACCAACACCACAACCACCCGCACGCGCGGGUACACUCGUCUGGGACACCAAAGACCCCAUCAGCGCCCUCCGGCACGCUCUCCAGCUCGUUCUCGCUCGCGGAUGUUACUUGCAAGCACCGCGACGGCACACACAGUCGGUCGCCGGUGAAGGGCCUCUUUCCGGCGAGGUCGUCGCCUUCCCUUCGGUCCUCCGAGCCGUAUGUCGGAGCGAUUCCGAAGGUCGUUGUCGAGAGAGAGAGAGACAUCACAGACGCCGAAGGCGCGCACCUGGAGAAUGAGGAAGAGGAGGAUAUCACCUCUCUGACGUACGACCAACCGCCCCGACCUUCAGUCGUGCCGCGAGGCCACUUUAGGCGGGACUACCCUACGCCGUCUGGGUUGGCGCCCCCGGACCCGAUGGAUGACGACGACGACGACGAUGAGGAGUUGCUGGAGGGGGGAGUGAUGUCUACGCCGACGCCUACGCGGAGGAUGUACGAGGUUGUAGUGCACAUGGAAGAGGAGGAUCUGACCGCCGCGGUGCUCGAUGGCUCUGCAAUGACGACGACGACGACGACGACGACAGCAUCCGUACCGCCAACACCUACACCUGCGACAGCGACUGGGACGCUCCGCGCCAGAACACGUGUUCCCUUCGCCCAUUCCAGCGCCAAUUUGAAUCCGGCGUAUAUGCUCGUCCCAUUCCCAACUCGGGAUGCUCCAGCUCCGCCCUCUCCGCGUUCGCCAUUAAGAGCGAACGUACUUCCCCUCCGAGAGGCGGCAGCCACGUCUAAAUCGGUAUCAACCUCAACAUCGACAUCGGCGUUGACAUCCUCGGACUUGGACGCAGACACGGCCAUGGACGCGGACAUUGAUAUUUCUUCGUUACUCGACGCGCCGCCUACACCUUCCACCUCCACACCCUACGCGACACCCACCACACCUCCAUCCGCCUCCGCCCCCCCGUCCUCGUCUGCCCUGGCCUACUCCGCGACGUCAGCGCGGACGCGCCUCCACUCCCUCCUCUCUGACACGCGGUCUCCCUCCGCCUCCUUCGCCUCAUCUCUCUCCUCUUCCGCCUCUCUCUCCUCUUCCUCCUCCUCCUCCUCCUCCUCCUCCGCCUCCUCUUCCCCAUCGCUCUCUACCUCCGCCUCCGCUGCUCCCUCUUCCGCCUCCGCCUCCUCCUCCUCUGCCUCCGCCUCUCCCCCGACCUCAACACCCUUCUCUCCCCCAAUCCCGCCCACACCCACAUACACCUCAUCAAGGACCUUCUCCUCCGCAGGCCAAAAGCGGCGCGCGAGCGCCCUGCUCGAGCUUGAUCUCGAUGCUUAUUCUCUUUUUGGAUAUGGGUAUGGUGGGUAUGGUGGAUAUGGUUACGGUGUGGAUGCGGAUGGGGGCGAGGGCGAGGGCGAGGGCGGAAAUGAGAGGGUGGAUGAGAGGGUGGAUGGGGCAGAGAGAGAAGAGAGAGAAGAGAGAGAAGAGGAGGUGGAUGAUGACCCUACGCCCAUGCCGAGUCCGAUUAGCGCGAGGAGGUGGACAUAG